Didymodactylos carnosus is the source of this 3108-nucleotide messenger RNA. NCBI's taxonomy places the organism in Eukaryota, Metazoa, Rotifera, Eurotatoria, Philodinida, Philodinidae. The record is from the annotation of a GenBank genome assembly.
AUGAUUAAAAACCUAAAGAGCUUAUCACAAGUGACAUCAUUUCCACUAUCUCAUGAUGUAAGAGGUGGAAUAUUUGACGAAAAAACAGCGAACUAUUAUUGUAAGCGAUAUUUACGGUUACGAAUGCUGGAAUUGAAUGUCUUUAGUUUCGAAUUGGCAAAAAAAUUUUGUUUUGAAAUCGCAGAUUUUCAUUAUUUAUUUUGUCAGUUACCACAACAUCGUGUACAAGAUGGAGUCCACUGGGAUGCUCAAGCGCAUCGAUUAGUUACAAAUCAUUUAUUUCACGUCAUUUCUUGUAUUAAAGUUCGCGAGAGUAAUACCUUGAAUGAAAUAAUCAAUAAAUAUAGUUUCAAUUUUACAACUAUAAAAUCCCAGUUAAUUGUCAACAGCAGAACAUCAUUAUCAACUAUUCAUCAUCCAAAAAAAAACUUGACUUUAUUAAAACUAUUAGUAUUAACAAAUGAACCAUACAAUCAAAUACAAUAUAUUGAAACGCCGAUUAAUUCAACAUUAACGAUAUCGUCCGGGUGGAAUACGCAGAUUAUUUCAACUAAUUUGGAACACAAUCAAACAGCAACCACUCAACAAACUCACACGAGUCGUACACUAUUAGUGACGAAACCAAAUUCAUAUAUAUUAAACGAAGAUGACGAUUUAGAUGAUGAACUAGAGGAUGGAGGAGGAAAACGUGUCAAACGAGCUUUCACUUGCAAAACUGAUGGAUAUUUUCCUGAUUACAACAACUGUCGAAUCUACCACAUGUGCAAUGCUGGCAUAGACACAGCAGUUGUGUGUGGAGAAGGAACAGCUUGGGAUCCAGAGAAGAAAAAUUGUGGCUGGACCGAUACUGUUGAAUGUAGGAAUGGUGUAAGAAAAUGGGAAAAAAUUACUGAUAUACGAGGAAUGACAUUGUUUUCGACUGAUCCAGCGCGUGCAUGGCGAAAUAAAAAAAAAUCAACGACAAGGCGAAUAGCAUUAAAAGUUGAUAGUAAUUAUACAUGUGAAUAUGAUAGUGAAGGCUACUAUCCCGAUCCCAAAUAUUGUCAUGUUUAUCAUUAUUGUGCUGUGGGUGUACAUAUGCCAAUAGCCUGUGGUGAGGGUUUAUGGUACAGUUCAAAAGACGAUGGAUGUGUUUGGCCGAAGGAUUCAGAUUGUAAAGCAGGCCAUCUGUAUACAUCGUCAACGUCCCCAAGUGUUAGUGAGGGUAAUUAUACAACAGCACCAAGUCGCCGUCCCGGUACUGUUUAUCCAAUAAUUGAAUGUCCGAAAGGCGUGUCAAAAUAUUUCGAAGAUCCGUAUGAUUGUACAGCAUAUCAUUUUUGCAAUGGCGGUAGAGAUACUGUUAUGUUAUGUGAACCCGGACUGUACUAUCAUAAAGGUCAUAAUACGUGUGAUUGGAGAAAAAAUGUUCCGGAAUGCGAAAAUCGAUGCCCAACAAACGGACAACGAAUGCGAUUUGUCGAUCCUUCAAGUUGUUGUCAGUAUUUUGAAUGUAUUACCGGUCAACUGAAAGAACAAAUUUGUCCACCUUAUAAACUAUUUUCAACAUUAUCGAAAAGCUGUGAAAGUCAUCAAGUUGUUCAAUGCGGAACCCGUAAAGAGUGUAUCGUACCUUGUGAUUACGAUCAUAGUCCGUUGUGUGCAUUCAAACCAGCAUGUAAAGAUUUAUUAGAUGGUCAUUAUAUCGACAAAUAUCGUCCAUCGUGUCAAUUUCAUUAUACAUGCUUAGAUAAACGUACACAUAAUUAUACAGCAUGUGAACAUGGUUAUCGCUUUAGUGAAGAUAAAAAACAAUGUCUUUUAGCAAAACAUGUUAAAUGUGCAGGUAUUAUGCACAAAUACAUAAUGACUGCUCGAGAUCAAAUACGAGCUAUGCUCGAUCAAUUGAUGGGAUCACAAGAUGGAUCUUCCAAGGCCAAUAUUCCGUUCGAUGAUCCACGAGUGUGUCGUUCAUUUCUUCUUGGUUGUUGUCCACAUGAAAUUUUGUCUGGGACAGCACUUGAUGUUUUAAAUCAGUUUGUCGUUGAUUGCGAUCGGAAAACUGAACAUGCCAAACGAAAAUUGCGCGAAACACAAGAAGAACUUGGUGAAGAAGCUGCUCGAAAAAUGAAUGCCAUUCAUGAACUUGGUGAAUUAGUUGGCACAAAAUUAGCAAAGGCUGAAGAAUUAGGUGCACAAGGUCUCGUUGAUGAAUCAAUGAAAUUAUUGGAUGAAGUUGAACAAUUAAAACGUCAAAAAUCCGACGCUGAGCAUGAAUUUCGUUCAACAAUGCCUGCUUCAACCUAUCAACAACAAAAGCUUCGUGUAUGUGAAGUGUGUUCUGCUUAUUUGGGCAUCCAUGAUAAUGACAGACGUUUGGCUGAUCAUUUUGGAGGGAAAUUGCACCUAGGUUUUAUACAAAUACGUGAGAAAUUAACGGAUUUGAAAAAACGUGUUAGUGAAUGGAAAGAUAAACGAGAUUUAGAGCGCAAACCACGAAGGAGUUUCACUCGUACAACUAGCAUACGAAAUCGUGCCGAUCAACGAGUAGAUCGCGGUGGUGGUGGUGGUGGCGGUUUCGCACGUGACGACUAUCGUUCGAGCAAUAGAUCUGAUAAUGCCAAUGGACGAACGAAACAACGAACAAAAAGCCGAAGUAGAUCAAAAAAACGUUCGAGUCGUGAUAGGCGACGAUCACGUUCAAGGUCGGAUUCAGGAUCACGACGUUCAUCUAAACGAUCUAAACAUUCGAAGUCAUCAUCACACCGUCGUCAUAAACGUUCUCGAUCUCGUUCACAAUCGCGACAUCGUCGUAGCAAAUCUCGAUCUCAUUCGAAAAAACAUUCUUCGUCACACCAUCGACAUAAACAUGAUAAACGUCGUAGUUCAAACUAUUCUUCGUCCCCUGUGACUCACAAUGGUCGUGAACAGCAAGAACGUAGCGGAAGUCAUGCAAGUGGCGAGAAGCAAAUGAAAGAUAGAGAAGAAGGCGAAGAAGAUCAACAGAAUGAGGAGAGAAAAUUGACGAAAUUAUUAGAAAAGUAUGAAGGUGAUCUUGCGGGCGAUAAUCAACCACACAAACGAUCAGAAGUUGUACAAGAAGACGAUGAUAACAAUAUAACAGAUUAA